CCUCUGCGGAAGCAAAGGAGACCCCGCAGAGUAAACAAAUGCUAAAAGUGUAUGUCAUUAUAUCGUGUAAUUCUAUUGGUCCACGACGUGCCUUCAGCUUAAUGAAGCAACUCGAUAUAAACAAAAAUCCCGAUUUUCACAGGAACGUGUGUAUUUGUGUUUGUUUCCUUCUGCGCAGCAUUGUUGUAACACAUAUGUCUCUCGUUUUGACGAUUACGACAACAUGCUAGCGAAAAAAGUCAUAGUUGUGCCGGUAAUAAUAUUUGUACUGUCGAUAGUUGGCCGUGCUGAUAUUGUCGAAUUAAAAUCGGCGGACGAGAUCGACGAUUUUGUGAGAACGCUGGAUAUUAGAGUUAUCUAUUUCGAGACAAAAGACGCACAGACGAAAUAUCCGUUAUUUAUAGAGGAAUACACCCAAUCAUCUAUCAGCUUAGAAUCGUAUGGAGUACAGUUUGGAAAGGUGAAUUGUUCCACAGUUGGGCACAAGUAUUGUUCAGAGCCAUCUGAUGCCAGUUUAUUUGUAUUUAAAGAUGAAAAGCUACUGAAGUCAUUUCCAAUCAAGAAACUCAAUAACGAACACUCCAUUGUGGCAAACAUCUUGCAUCGGUUCUUAUUGAAGGAUGAGUUGAUUGUGGUGCAAACCGAAGAAGAUCUCGAAAAAAUUUUGGCUGAUGCGCGAGGGAAAGAGAAUGUAAUUGUUACGAAUGUCAAAGAAAUAGGAAUGAAAGAUCAUCGCAAUCUUUUGGAAGUGGCCUUUGCUUUUGGGGACACGUUCAAAUUCUAUUUAACCACGAAAUUACCCAAGCAUAUAUAUGGAACCGACAGCAAACUAAAAGCAUUCCUAUGUAAAGAAGGAAAGUGCGACGUCCGCCAUUACAAUAACGAGUUCCGAGUAAUAUCUUUGGCUACGUUUCUUCAAUCAUUGACAUUACCACAAGCAGUUAUCUUUGGGGAAGACGAGAAAACCCCGUAUACAAACAAAGACGUCGUAUCUAUACCGAUCAAUCGAGUGUAUAUGUUUGUGAGGAAUCACAAGGACCCUGAGGCAUACCGAGCUGAACUCGAGGAAAUUGCGAGGAAAGUGAGAUCUGCAGUUGGCUUUAUUGUAGUUCAAGUUGAAAAACAUCCUGGGUUUUUGAGGCACUUCGGUUUGGCAGAGGAUAGUGCGUUUCCCGCGCUUGGGUUUAUUCCUGGACACAAAUCAGGAGACGAUGAUGCGCAGGAGUUUGAAUAUGUUGACGUAUUUACGUCACGGGAGAAAUCGUUGAACGCAGAAAACCUGGUGGAUCUUGUUUAUAAUCUUAUUAGUCAUCCAGCUGAAGUAUUUGGAAGUUCAUCUGAACGCAGGUCUCUCACUCUCAACUCUCCGGUGGAAUAUUUGUCAUUGCUUGAGAAGUUGGAAACGGAGUACUUGCUGGUUGCCUUUUGUAAACCAUCGGUCGAAGCGUGUGUAGAUUUAAGCUACGAAUAUCAGCGACUAAGCAGAACCUAUGAUCGACACUUUGACCGAAGUGGAACAAGGAAAAGAAAUAUAAAAUUUUCAAUAAUUUUUAACGAUCGAGGCAUGGCUCCAGAAUUUAAAGUGGAAAAGUACCCAACCAUACGUUUACACAAAAAGGAUCAGCCCAUUGACGAAUUCACCUUGUACACUGGAACCUCCAGUUAUUACGACAUGGUUGACUUUAUCGAGAAACAAAUAAAUGAACCAGAUGUGAAAGUAUUGCCUGCGAGUGGCUUAGAUUAUAUUGACAUCCAGUCCAUACGUAACGGAGGUGAGAAGGUUGUUGGUAAAGGUGACGAAGACAAUCCGGAAGAAGCCGAAGAGCCGGAGGACUAUGAAGAGGAAGAGAGACCGCCCGAAGAGACAGAAGACGACGAAGUAGCCGCUGCUGGAUAUGAACUUUAUUACACCAAGGCUGUGGAUGAUUCACAUAUACCUAAACUAAAUGACACCAGUUUUAACUCCACUAUACGACAAUAUGACACCUCGGUUGUCUUCUUCUUCCUACCGUGGGAUGCAAGAAGUCAAGCAUUUUCUCCAUCUUACGCGGCCGCUGCAAAGAAGAUAGUCGAACCCGAUGGCAGCGGUGUAAAAAUUGGCGUAUUGCAAGUGAACUGUUUUGACUGGGAAGAUGUUUGUAGCAAGGAAAAUAUUAAGCUAUAUCCAACUGUCAGAUUUUACAGGAGAAAGCAACCGCCGAUGGAUUAUAAUGGUGUUCUGGAUGAAUCGAGCUUGGUGAAAACAGUUAAACUACUUCAGGCCCCAUCACCACUGAAACUAUCCUCGGAUGGAGAGGCUGUUGGAUUCCAAGAAGGAAAGUAUCCAAUGACGUCGAUACUAUAUGCUGAUGUUUCGGUUCUUGGGCUAUUCUCUGUCGUGAAUAGCGACUAUGUAUCUAGUUUCACCUCUGCUGCGCGCGCAAUGGAAGGACAGUUUUUAUGUGGAUAUGCAACUGGAAAAGUUGCUUCAGACGCUGCUUCAAAACUUGGUGUGCCAGUGCCAAGUAUCGUUUUAGUAAAAAGAAACGAUCCAUUGCAGAGCAAGGUUGUGUAUGAUGGGGAGUACACAGAAGAGGCCAUUGUUCAGUUUGUUAAACAUGCAAGUCUUCCGGUUUAUGGAGAACUUACACCAUUAAACUUCCCGGCGUACUUUAGCAAAGGACAGCCGUUUUUGGUUGCAUUUAUAAAGAAAGAUAAUGUCGAUGUCAACUCGCUAAUCGCUGAUGUUGUGAAAUCUGGCGAAACAGGUGGAGUGAAUUUCUGUUGGGUUGACAUUUCCGUUGAAAUGAACCGUGAUAUAUUGAUGGCCUACUCGCAAAGUGACAAAGACAAAUCUGAUAUGACCUCAGCUAUUGUUCUUGUUUACCACCAGAAGGGCAUCACCUACAACUACAAAGGUGAAUUGCAGAAGGAGAAAUUGGUGUUCUGGAUUAAGUCCUGUUUAUCUGGAUCGGAAACGUUUACACAUGCAUUGAAAACAAAGGAGUGGAAGCCUCGACUUGAAGGGUAUGACUUCUUGGCCAAGAUGAAAGAGGAGUCAGGCAACGAGGGAGCAGAGGAUGGUAAAACGUUGGACCCAUGGGAAGACACCGAGCCUGAGUCGGACGAUGACGACGACGAUAAUAAGCGUUACGACGAUGACUCGACUGACCCCGAGCCCGACCACGAUCAUCACACACGAUUACAUGCCGCAUUUCAUGCCAAGAAGCAGUCAAGACUUGACCAACGCCGUCGCAUCGACCCAAAACCCGUUCAUGAGCCGCAUUCUGAAUUAUAAAUUCACUCACUAAUAAUAACCUAAUUUAUUUAGCAUCUCGUUCCCUUCAGGACGAUGUGAACUGCGUAUAUUUAUUUCACCCACAAUUUUUUGCAACUUUAUUUAGAAACUAUUUGAACAUAGUCAUGCAAACAUUUCCACAACGAAGAUUAUGAAUUACCUAAAAAAUUAAACAAGGAGGCAAUAGCAAUAUAGCACCCUUAUCAAGUAUAUGGUAUUUGUGGACCAUGUUUCUAUUGACUAUGAUUAGAAAAAGACCCUCAAUGGGUAUCGUCAAGAAACUUUUCUUGUCAGUUCUUGAUAUGGUUUGCCUGAAAACAUUGACUUUAUGUUAACAGUUACAAUUAUUGAAAUGCGUGAUUAGUUUAACAAUCUCAACGCAGUUGGCUUUAGCUGCAAG
Molecule: messenger RNA, 3677 nt
Organism: Dendronephthya gigantea
Lineage: Eukaryota; Metazoa; Cnidaria; Anthozoa; Malacalcyonacea; Nephtheidae
Product: thioredoxin domain-containing protein 16-like
Exons: 25
Coding region: 224-3277 (1017 amino acids)
Source: RefSeq, a predicted model, not a curated record